AAACAACUUGGUAACUAAGCAAGCCAAAUGUAAAGAAAAGAAAAAGGUCUGUGGAUUUAUAGAGCAGUGAUAUCUAUUUAUAUUAUCGCCAUUAGAGACAAGAUUUAAAACUUGAAAAUUAUUUCUAGACGAUCAGUGUAUUAACAAAUACGAUAUUAAGUCGGACAUUGUGAUAUAAAACUUUUUAGAGGAUCACAAAUUUUCUUUUUAUAAUCUCACAAAAUUUUCCAGACAAGUUUUGACAGAGUUUGGUUUGAACUUUAUCUCAGCAACCGCAAUGGCUGACGCAUCAGAAACAGAAUCCAAAACAAUCAAUGGGGAACAAUCCACGGAGCAGACCAUGGAAAAUUCCGAACAGCAAGCAGCAGAAGCAUCUACGGAAAAUGGCGAACAAUCCACGGAACAAACUGAAGAGGCACCUGUUCAACAAACCGAUGAAAAUCCAGAUGCUGUUCCAACGGAAGAAAGUACCGAACAGACGGAAGGUGAAAAUAACGAGACAGAAGUAACCGAUGAACAGGCAGAGGUGACGGAAACAACGGAAGUAACCGAAGAGCAAAACAAAACAACCGAAGAACAGACGGAAGUUACUCAAGAGGUGACUGAGGUUACUGAAGAGACGAUGGAAGCAACUGAAGACCAAGCAGCGGCUACUGAACCACAAACGGAAACUACAGAAGAGCAAACAACAGAAGCCGAACCAGAAGUUAAUGGCGAAACAGAGGAAGUUAAACAAGAAGAAGAGGAGUCCACAGAGCCACCUGCAGAGGAAGAGGUUGAACCAGAAGUCGAAGCGGAACAAGAAGAAGUUGUAGCUAAUGGCGACGACGCUCCAGCGGAUUUGAAUCUUUCUGAAGAACAAGUAGAAAAAUUAAGAAAGACAUUUGAAAUAUAUGCAAACAACGACGAAGUAGAUUACCGUGGAUUCAAAAAAUUAAUCCGAUGUUUUGGUCUGAAUCCUGUAGAUGAUGAACUACGACAGAUGUAUGAAAGUGCUGAUAAAAAUAGUGAUGGGAAUAUUUGCUUUAAUGAAUUUUGUCGACUUGUUUUGGCUCAUAAACAGCCCGAUGAGGUGAUAAAAGAAGAAAUAUUAAAUUGUUUGGAUCGAAUCUUCCCUGAAGAACAGCACGAGAUUGAACUUACCAAGGUUAUUCAGAUUAUGUCUAAGUUAGAUCGACAAGCCAGUGAUCUCAGCCAAUCAGAUGUCAUUAGAUUUUGUGAAGAAAUGGACAUUAAUCAGAAUGGUAAAAUAGACAGGGCAGAAUUUGUGAGUUCUCUGUGUGGUAGUGGUAUUUCGUUAUAAAUCAUAAUCCUCUUGAAAUCAGAUCAACGCAACUCAACGAUUUAAGUGCCAACAGUCGCAAUCAGGUCAUCAUGUACUUCCGAUUAUAGGUCUUACUUGUAACUCAGUUAUUCUCUUUCAUAAUGACAUAUACGGUAUCGUCGAUCACAACUGGCAGUAAGUCGUCUGUAUUGGUCGUUGCUAUUCAAACACUUUAUGAAACUAAUUCAAAUCGAACGAAAUCGUCUUGAUUUUUAAAAAAAUGCCAAUUUGGGUACAUUUUUAAUAAGAUUUUUGUUUUUAUUAAGUUCGUUAUUUAUAGAUACAAAAGAAAAAAAAAGAAAGCUAAAUAAUUUUUGGGUAUCCGAUAUAAACACUGAACCUUAAUAUAGUAUGUGUUGUGAUUGUACAAAUUAAAUUACUUUGUUUCACUGCAAGAAAACUCUUUCUUUUGAAAAAAAUGUUUCAUGAUCCAGCACGCGCUUCUGUUCCGGUUUACAUGUGAGUGAAGCCUAAUCCCUACCUUGAUCAUGCGUUGUUUUGAUUGACAGCAUUGUGUGAAUCUGACAUCAUAAAGUUCUUGAAAGACCGCCUUUUGCUUAAAAUGUUUUUAUUUUGUAUAUAAAAAAUAUAUUUAUACACUUAGCUUGAACUUCAGUAUUUCAAUAGUGUUGUUGUUAGAUCUGACAGUUGAAUGUUUUGAAUUUUGACUCUUAUUUCCGUGAAUCAAGUAGAAUUUGAUCUCAGCUACAAAUGCGUUCUUCAUAUCAAAAAAGCUUACUAAUCGUGGCCCAAAACAUUGAUAAUCGCUUAAACUUAAUCGGCUACUGAUUUUAAGAGAUGAUUAAAUAAAAUUUCAUUGGGUUUAACCCUAUCCAUGAAAUACUGUUGUUUUGAUCAUUAUUAUGAUUUAUAGAUGAUGCCCUGCUAAAAUUCCCCUUCCUCGCAUUGCACACAUAACCAUAUGUUACUCUGAUAAUGACCGGCAUAUUUUGUUAAGGACUAGGAGAAAUUUUAAACCCUACUCUAUCCCAUCACCUCUGAGGAGAAUUUUUACAAAAUGAAUCAAAUACAAACAGCACUGUAAAAUAUAUGCUAAUAGUUUUCAAAUAUAACUUCAACAAAUUGUAAUGUGUAUAUUUGUAUUGUAUCACUAUGGAUAUAACAAAUCAUUAUCAAUAACUCUUUCCUUUUACUGUAGCACACAUAUUUAUGAUAUAUUAUUAACAGACCGUAAUCUUUGUGAAAUUAUGGACCAUGAAUAUAAUAACAGUAAUUAAAGAAAGUAUUUUUGACAUACAA
This is a messenger RNA of Patella vulgata (common limpet), 2584 nucleotides long. RefSeq lists its product as uncharacterized. The record is from RefSeq and is a predicted model, not a curated record. The coding region runs from base 278 to 1303 and encodes 341 amino acids. NCBI's taxonomy places the organism in Eukaryota, Metazoa, Mollusca, Gastropoda, Patellidae. The transcript has 7 exons. Gene Ontology annotation, molecular function: calcium ion binding.